ACGCGGUCUUUUACAGUUUAUUCAACCCGAAAACCCAUUGCAUUAAGCUUUCUCUCUACAGAUAAAAAGUUCCAAAGUUCCAACUUCUUCUACCCUUAAACAACAACUAGUUUUGCCAAUGAUGGCUUUGAAGAGCUUUCCAAAACUUUCAAUUCUAACUGUUAUUGUAGCCUUAGUACUAUCCCAUAACCUGUAUGAAGCCUCAGGCUCAGCUGCUUCUGGCGGUCGGAUGGGCGGCUCUUCUUUCUCUUCAGAGAGGUCACCUUCUUCAAGCAGGCAUCACCAUCAUUAUUAUCAUCAUUCGUCUGGAGUUUAUAGCUACAAUUCCCAGCCUAGUUUUUCUGGGAACGCCAAUCAAGAGAAUGGUUAUUCGGCGGCUGUUGCUUUUUUAAUAGUAACGAUAUUUGUGGGAGCAGCUUCACUCUUGGUCAACCAUGAAGGUAGAAUAAGUAUUCUACAAAUUCAGGUUGGCUUAUCUGCAAAAGCUCAUUCGUUGCAAAGAGAACUGACUGAAAUUGCCUUGACAACAGACACUUCUACCGCAAAUGGCUGGAACAUCGUAUUGGAAGAAACAAUAUCAUCAUUGCUUCAUCACCAAAACUGCUACAUUUAUAGCUAUUCAUCUGUAACUCGUCAUUGGACUAUCGGAGGUGCUGAAUGGCACUUUAAACGACUUUCCAAGGAAGAACGAGAAAAAUUUGAUGUACAGUCACUGGUAAACAUCAACAAUACUAAAAGGCAAAGAGCAGUUGUUCCAAAAGCUGACAAAGUUAACAAGGACUGCAUAGUGGUGACAGUUCUGGUGGCUGCUCAAGGUGCACACAGCCUGCCUACUAUCUGGACUACUGACGAUAUGAAGGAGGCCUUGCAAUCUAUGGCAGAAAUCUGCUCUAGCAAACUCAAGGCUGUAGAGGUGCUCUGGAGCCCACAAGAUGAAACUGAUUCUUUGUCAGUUGAAGAAUUGCUUGAAAAUUACCCGCAGUUAAGGCGACUAUGAUGACUGCUACAAAUUUCGCCUGUGAAGAUGUAGUUUGAUACAUACUAAUUUCAAAUUCUAUAUACAAGUCAAUGCUUUCCUUGUAAAUUUUUCUUCCAAAAAUGUUGGUGUUGAUAGCUUAAUUUGCCUUGUUAUUCGGAGCUUUUUUGAUGUAACCAACGAAAGUACACAACAUAUAUAACCCUGAUUAGGUGUUAAACUUUAUGGUGAAAGAUUUUGUUUAUGAUGAAAAGAAGAAGAAAAAAGAAAACUGUAAAUCCAAGUAUUUUAUCGUUGAUCAAUAACGACAUUGAUAUCUUUAUGAUCCCAUAUAGAUGCUUGUACCAA
Messenger RNA from Durio zibethinus, 1324 nucleotides. RefSeq names its product FLUCTUATING-LIGHT-ACCLIMATION protein 1, chloroplastic-like. Gene Ontology annotation, cellular component: chloroplast. The record is from RefSeq and is a predicted model, not a curated record. Lineage: Eukaryota; Viridiplantae; Streptophyta; Magnoliopsida; Malvales; Malvaceae.